CAAAUUCAAAAUGCAUGUUUGGAAGCUACUCUGAAGAUAUGAAGUAUGCUCCUUGGUAUUUUCUUUACAUACCAAGUAUGGAUGAUCAUCUGCAUUUUUGAAGCUUCAGCUGAUUGGGAAUUGUCAUGUUAUAACGAAUCUCUGCACAUACAUUGUGGCUCUGAAAAAACAAUAAUUAUUCAUGAAGCUAACUUUGGUUAUUUUCGUGAGAUUCUACUUAUUUCAAACUCAACCAGUCGGUGUCGUGCACACAAUUCUCGAGAGUGUUGGGUCGAUGUGACUGCCAAUAUAUCUAGAAGAUGUUCUGGUCAUACUGUAUGUAAAAAUUCCGUUCAUUAUUCAUCUGACUUGUCUGCUGAUUUGUUGGCGAGAGAAUGUCCUUUCAUAAUCGACAAUGCAGCUGGGCCGACGUUGUUUGUAGAAUAUGACUGCAUUUCAACAACUCUUGUAACACGAAUAUCUAAUGAAAAUCAUGUGGAUCCUGAAGAGAUUGGUGGUUAUUUAGUCAGCUUAGAUUAUAAUGAAAUAGUAAAAAGUGGUUCAGAAUGGAAAAGUCACUUAGCUGAGGCAAUGUGUAAUCCCAAAUCAAAUCAUUUACCGCAUCAGUUCUAUUUACCGGCGCCCAAAAUUGCAGCAACUAAAUAUUCAAAUGAUGAUGAUGAUGGUUUUAGCAGCUACGGUGAAAAUGGUCAUCGUGAAAAUAAUCAUGAUCGUCUACUGAACAAAGGCAAUUCGGCUACAUUUAUAUUACGGAUAAAAGAUAUAGAUUUGACUAAAUCAACCACAAAUAUGAAUGGAAUUUCAUCGGCUUUCGCUUCUUCAUCAUCCUCAUCUACUUCAUCAUUGUCAUCGUUUGGAUCUAUAUUAUCAAAUAAUAAUAAUAAUAAUAAUAAUAAUAAUAAUAAUAAUAAUAAUAAGUUAAUAUUAGCUACUGGAUCAGCAUGUCCAUCAAAUCCUGGAAUUGCAUGUAGUCAUGAUUAUUUAUCAGUUGAUGCUCAUAUAUCUAAUGUUUAUGAUGGUACAGUUAGUAAUAUACCAAUAAUUCGUUUUUGUUUAAUCAAUAAUUCCACAUUGAAUACAAUCACUACAAAGACAAAAACAAAAUUAACAGAAAUUGAAAUGAUCAAUUCAUCGUUAUCUUCUUCUUCGUCGUCGUCGUCUUCUUCUGCUUCAAUAUCUUCUGGAUCAUUUUCAUUUAAUUCAAUAGAUUAUAAUAAAUUAUAUCCACCAGAUGAAUCAUAUUUAGUUGGACAAUUUUAUGGUCCAAUCAGUAAUGUAUACGGUUUACAGUUUACAUCAAAUUUAAAUUUAUUAGAUCCUUAUAUCAUUCAUGGAAAAGGCAUAAUGUUAGAAUAUAUUGCUUUGUUAUGUGCUCCUAUCAAUCCACCAAGUGGUAAUGGAGUAGUUGACUAUCGGUUCCGUGUAAAUCAGCAAACAUCCCAUACUUUCGCUUAUGCUGAAGUAUUCUGUCCAUCUGACCGUUGGUUAGAGCCAAUGGAUCCAGACCAAGAUGAAAUCAAUCCAUCACAAUCAUCCUCGUCGUUUUCAUCAACAGGUAAUAGAUCAUCACUUAAUAAUAAUAAUAAUAUUCCUAAUCCAUGGUGGUUACAGCGUAGAAGACAUGUAACACUGAUUUGUGAUCAUCACGAACGUAAAUGGAUACCAAAUCGACUACCAGAAGCUUGUUUAACAUCCGAUGAACUUGCCACAUUUGUUGCACAAAUCACUAAAAAUUUACAAGAAAUGGAGAAAAAAACAAAAUUAUCCUUAAAUAGUAAUCAAUUGGAUAUGAACAAUAGUAAUGAUAUCAUGUUGAAAAUUUUGACAAAUAUCGACCAAUCAGAAUUAAAUACUACACAUACAUCAUUGUAUUUGAAAGCCGCUAAUAAUAAUGAUCAAGUUACGCAUCUUUCAUCAGUUGCCUUAGGCUCUAUACUUGGAAUAUUAAUAUUCCUUUUGGCCACUCUUCUGGUUGUCUAUAGUCUAAGGCAUAAAUUAUUUGAACACUAUCAUAAAACUAUUGAUCUAGCUGCAAUUUCAUCGUCAAAUCGUCUUGGUUCCUGUUCAUUGGGAACGUUUAGUAGAUCUAAGGAUACUUUAUUAUUUCCAACCUGUAAAAAAUCUCUCAUGUCAUUUCAUAAUAAUAGUAACAACAACAACAACCAUAAUCACACAAUUUUCACCAAUGGAAAUCUCUUCAAAUCUUAUCCACAUUUAUUAAGUCAUAAUACAAUCAAUGAAAGUUUCCCAGAUUUUUCGAAUACAGCACAACAACAAAAACAUCAAAAAACAUUUUUACUUCAUUCAUCAACUGCUUCAGGUGUGAAUAGAAAACCGUCGAAUAUUGACUUUAUUACAGAUGGUCAUUUACCACCAUGGCGUAAUUCUUUUAUGAAAAGGAAUCAAAAAACUCCUACUGCUAUUUCAGCGUUAACAUUAGUACCAAAUACACCGAGUUCAGAUCGUCGACAGAUUAUGAAUUCGUUGCCAUGGCUACGGACAAAUUCCAUAUCUCAUAUUAGCAGCACUCAUGGUGCUCCCUCUGCAUUUAAUCAUAAUACUAAUCAUACUAAUAGUACCACUAAUACUACUAAUAAUAAUAACCAUUCAAGAUUUGGAGCAUCUAGUGAAACAAUUCUAUUUUCGUCAUUGAAUCCACCGAAUGGUAUGCCACGUUCAUGGUGGUUACCAUGGCGUAGAAGUAUGCGAAAAAAACGUCGAUUAUAUACACAGUUACAAAGACGUCAAGAAAUUCAGUCAUUAUCUCAACGUGGUCUUUUAGAAUCAUCUGGUAGCUUUUUAGGAAAAUCCACUCCACAAUUACCAAAUAAUCGUCAUUUAAUGACAUCAUCAAAUAAUAGUGGUCUGUUAGUCAAUGAUAAUGUGUCAAGAUUUGGAACAACCGCUGAAACAUCAUUACCUAUGAUACCUAUAUCAUCAUCGCCAUCAUCAACAUCAUCAUUAUCAAACAAAGAAGAAUUGAUUCAUCAACAUCCAUACUCCAAUCAUAUUUUUUUAAGAUCGGGAAGGUCUGGGAGUGAAAGAACACGACAAAGUACAAAGACGUUGACCACAACAACAGACAAUGGUAGUAAUUCUGGGAUAGUUAGCGCUUUAUACGCAAAUGAUGAUCAAGCAAAUUCACCAAUUUAUACAAAGUAUCCUAACAAUUUGCCAAGUAAUAAUAAUAAUAGUAAUAGAGAUAAUACAUCACCGUCUAUUUAUCCCAAGACUAAUUCAAAUAUACAAUCUGUUUCAUGGAUCAAUGUGAAUGAUAAUGAUUUACCAUGGAAAUUUACACCACCAAGUAGAAAUAGUUUUAGUAAUGGUAUUCGACGAUUAUCAUCAUUUUUUCGUAGUUUUAAUCAAAGUAAUGGAUCAUUUACACCACCAAGAUAUCAUAAUAACAAUAAUAGUAAUAAUAGUUAUGGGUUAUCUUAUAAAAAAUCAUCUUUAAGGUCUUCAUCAUUCAAUACAUCACGUACAGAGAUGAUGCCAUCAAUGCCAGUAUUACCAACAUUUAAUUAUUUGACUACAUCAAAUAAUAAUAAUAAUAAUAGUAAUAAUAAUAAUAAUAAUAAUAAUAAUAAUAAUAAUAUUAAUAAUAAUAGUGGUAAUAUUGUACCGUUGACCAGUCAUUUUCCGGUCAAUAAACAACAUUUUGAUUCAUUUCGAUUAAAUGGUCGUCAUAUUACUCAUCCGUUGAUGCAACCAGCUUUGCAAUCAAUGUCAGAAUCGAAUGAUUUACACAUAAAACAUAAUUAUAUCGAGAAUAUGUGGAGUACUCAAACAGUAAAACCAUCAUUAUUUCAUCAAGAUACUUAUCAACAUCAAAAUCAUCAUACUAUGUAUAGUAGUGGAGAUGAACACACUACCAUUAAUGAUAUGUUAUCACGUAAUACAACAAAAACUAGUUUACAAGGAAGUAGUCGAAUAGAUUCUUUACUAUCCACAGAAUUGAUUGAUUUAUGCAACAAUAACAAUGGGGGUAAUAGUAAUAAUAACAAUAAUAAUAUUGUCAAGAAUGAUCUAUUGACUAAAUUAAAUUCUACUUCAAUGACAGUAAAACAAACGAUACCGAAUUCAAUGUAUAAUAAUUCAUUGAAUUAUAAUAAAUUUGAUUAUAUUGAAAAAGAUGAAUUAAAUCAUUUACCAUAUUUAACAACUGAUCCAUAUUUAGAACCUGUUUCAUUGAAACGAAGACAACAACAAGAAAAACAAUCGGAAAAUUUGAUAAAUACAAAAAAAAUCAAUCAUAUUGAUCAUUAUAAUGAUAUAGAUUUUGAUACAGGAUUGAAUGAAAAUGGUGAUUUAAUCAAAUUAAAUAAAUGUGAUCAACAACGUGCGUUUCAUAGUGGAACAAGUUCAGCAAUUAGUUCGUUAGUAUUUGCUGAUGAUUCUGAUCUUUCGAAAGUGUCAGAACAUUCAAUAAAUAGUCGAAAAUCUGAUCAAUAUAGUUCAUUACACUUGAUCACAUCACAAACUGUACCAUCAAAUAAUACUAAUUCAAUGAAUAAUAAUAAUUCUAUAAUAAAUGUUACGACGGCUAAUGCCAAUGUGUGUACUAUAGAUAGUACAAUCAACAAUUCUAUUCCUGCUGCUACACCGAUUGUUUCUAACACUGAUAUCAUUGUUGCUGUACCUCGAGUGAAAGAUCCAACAACUAUUGAUUAUGUAAUUUAUGAUGAAACACGUUCAUAUGAUAAGAAAAACAACCGAUUUACAUUGAAUAAAAUUACUGGACAACGACCACAUUCAAUUGAUUCUAACAGUAAUCCGUUGAAUACAAAUAACAAUUUUGUAGCUGGAACAUCAACAGUUGCAUCACCAAUGUUAUCAUCAGAUCAUGAAGUACAACGUAGAAUCCAUACAAUUAAAGGUGAUUCUGAUUCACGACCAUUAUCUGAUGCAAUGAUCAGCAAUCAUUAUUAUGAUUUGAAUCGUAAUGUCAAUUAUCAAGAAAUUUCAAUGGAAUCAUCGUUACAAGAAGAGGAAAACAGAAAUUCUAAUCAUCAAUUAUUAUAUAAAUCUCAUCCACCAUUGCCACCUUUAUGGUCUAAUAAUAAUAAUAAUAAUAAUAAUAAUAAUAAUAAUAAUAAUAAUAAUAAUAAUCGUAUGCAACAUUUUAAUAAAAACCACACCAAUAAUUUCACUACUACUAACAAUAAUAAUAGUAGUAACAGAAAUUUUGGUUCAAUCGAUUCAUUAUAUGAAACAGUGGAUUUGCCUAGAACUAAUUUACCAACCCCUAUGGUAGCAACGACAACAAUGAUGCAACAACAACAGCACUUCAUGGAUUACGGAAAUCUUGUCAAUAGUGAACGUUUACGUCAACAUCGACGUAGUAGUAUGGCAUUACCACCAACACCAUCAUCUCUAUCCAAUAUAAAAGCACCGAUACGUUUAAUCGGUGAAAUGGAUGAUUGGAAUUUGCCUAGUUGUUCUGAUGAUUCUGAAUAAUUAAUUUAUGGUUAAGAGAAAAGAAGAGAAGACAAUGAGAAUUCUUGUAUACAUCUAAGAUAUUUAAUGGAAACAUUCAAUCUGUAAAUGAUUUACAAUGACAAUCACUCCUUCAUUUCUUUAUUCACAACUUCAAUGUAUCACGGUUUUCUUCAAACGAGCUUCUAUUCAAUGGAAACAUUUUCCGACUUUUCACUGUGAAUAUUCAAUUAAUGAGUUUUGGAUGACAUUGAUAAAUAUGGGUAGUUUGUUUCUCUACAAAUGUGUUGUACAGUUUAUCAGUUUUUUUGCUUGCAAUACGUGACACUGUUUAGCUUAAAGUAUUCAGUGAUCUUUUUGUAUUCCAUUGAAGUUAUCUUCCAAGGAAUGUGAACAUUCAGUAGCUAAAUCUCGUUAUUAGCUUUUAUUCAGCAAUGUGUUUUCGAAUAUCAUGGUGAUAAUUCAGUGUGUGUUACUAUCUUGAAACCAGGAAUCCAGUAGCUUCUUUAUCUCUUCAGAAAUUUAUUAUAGUGACUUUCACGUUAUACAUCACCUGUAAACGCUGAAAAUAAAUAGAGGAUAUCUAUACCUUCACAGUAAAACUCGAGAACCCUGUGUUCAAUCUGAGUUAGUGUAUUUCAAAGGUAUUGUUUAUUAGGACGAAGCAUUUGUCUUCACAGACAUUCGCAGGUCGUCAAUGAUUGGCUAAAAUCAGUUAGUGGUGUAAACUGUGAAAAGUCAACAAUCUUCUGAUGUGAUUAAUUCGAAAACUAUUCAGUUCACUACACAGAAUAAUGAUAUGAAUAAAAUGAUUUCUCUCUCGUUUUUUCUAUGUUUGCUCAUCCUGUUCGAGUGCAUUUCACAUCCGGAUUACUCCACUUAUGUUCUACUCUUAGUUUGAUUUUUCUUAAGCUGCAUUCUGAAAUGAAACCCAGAAAAUGGUACCAUCCAAAUGUAGAUGAAUUUCAUUUAUCUGUUCAAACACAAAACCUAUUGACAAUUAUAAUCUUUAACAAAUCAUCCACAUAUACCUCUUUCGAUGAUCCAGAUCAUUUAUAAUACUUAUUUCGUUAUAUUCUUAAAGAGAUUGAGAAAUCUUUCACUGAACUAUAACUGUCUUCCAACAAUACACUUUUCGACACACUCACUCCCUCUCUCUCUCGUUAUAUAUAAAUCCUGAGUAUGUUCUUGACUUGAUAUUUUUUGCUUUCCCGACUGUAAAAGAAUGUUUCUAUCAAUAUUUUAUUUUGUUUAAAUUAACAUCACUUUCAUUCAUAUGUAUACCAAUGAGUAUGGACGUAUUCCUUUCCGAUGAUGUCGUCUUCUCAAAACUAGUUAGGUUAAUUAUGAAGCUCUGAAUAUUCUUUGCAAUUGAACCAUCCAUUUCAACUGAGCUACAAAUCCUUCACGUUAUAUAUGUCUAUAUACAUACGCUCUUAUUUGCUUCUCUAUACUUCUGUCCAGUUGAUUCGUAUUAAGAUGAGUUCAGUUGAAUUUUAUUUUUUGUGAAUACACAUACACACACACACAACGUACUCAAUUCACACUUGCCUUUUUCCAAUUUCUUUCAUUGGAACUCAUCACCACACCUUGUACAUUUUUUAGUGCAUAGAAUAUAUCAAAUUAAUAUCGUACACAUAUCUUCUACAGCAAACUGCACUCAAUAGUUUGCUUUUAGGCAUUACCAAAGUGACAUUUUAUGUCUCCGUUUUCCUCAAUUAUAAUACCUUCCUCGUUGUAUAUCUAUAUGUAUAACGAUUGCAUAUGUACACAGGAAAUAACCCUGAUACUGAUGCAAUUCUCUCUUUGUCAUUUUGUACGACAGUAAUAAAUUAUGCUUGCCCACUAUUUACUUAUAUAUAAAUGUGC
This is a messenger RNA of Schistosoma spindalis, 7308 nucleotides long. The record is from the annotation of a GenBank genome assembly. NCBI's taxonomy places the organism in Eukaryota, Metazoa, Platyhelminthes, Trematoda, Strigeidida, Schistosomatidae.